AUGUCCCGCAAUAGAAUCACACGAUGUCACUCGAACCUACUUAUGCGGCAGCUCCUAGAGCCCACCAUCACGAGCAUUAAUAGCAGUGAUAACAACGACAUGGAAUCCCCAAAUUCUCAAACACCAGUCAUGCGCACUAUAUGGUAUAUUAUUGGCCCAGGCGGCUGCGGAAAAUCCACCAUUGCCUCCUUCCUCUCAGCGAAGCUCAACCUCCUCUAUAUCGAAGGCGACGAUUUUCACCCCCCAGCGAAUAUCAAAAAGAUGAGUGCCGGCAUACCGCUCACGGACGAUGACCGGUGGGGCUGGCUCAAAGCUCUCCGUGAUGCUGCGGUUGCCACUCCGGGAGGGGCUGUGGUUGCCUGCUCGUGUCUCAAGAAGAAGUACCGCGAUGUCAUGAGGAAUGUGAGCGAUGAUGUGCAAGUGAGGUUCGUUUAUCUGCGCUUGACGAGCGAGGUUGUGAUGGAGCGGGUCAAGGGGAGGAAGGGCCACUUUUUCGAGGCGACGCUGGUGAAGAGCCAGUUUGAGGCGUUGGAGGAGCCGAGCGAAGAGGAGGUGGAUGUGGAUGUGGUCGUUGUGGAUGCGGCGGGCAGAAGGGAGCAGGUGAAGGAAAACACCUGGCUCCAGAUGAGUAAGGUGACGUGCGGAUAG
Messenger RNA from Morchella sextelata, 648 nucleotides. RefSeq lists its product as uncharacterized. Bases 1 to 648 code for a protein of 215 amino acids. The record is from RefSeq and is a predicted model, not a curated record. The transcript has 2 exons. Gene Ontology annotation, cellular component: cytoplasm. Gene Ontology annotation, molecular function: gluconokinase activity. Lineage: Eukaryota; Fungi; Ascomycota; Pezizomycetes; Pezizales; Morchellaceae.